CAUGCGUCACCUCAAGUCUGCCAUCCGCUGUCCUUCCGGCUCAUCUUUCUAUCUGCCCCCUUCUUGUGUUUCUCACCCCUGGGAGUGGCUCCUCUCUCGCGGGACUUAACAUCAAUUCACCGCCCCUUACACGUCUGCCCAGAAUGGUCGUGUCGAGUUGUGUCCAUCGCACUCUCAUGAGUCGUGCACGUACCAUGCGCCUGGCAAGUAAUCUUCCUCCUAACAGAUGGGAUGAAUUUGUGGUCACUUCAUGCUACCUUUCUAACCGUGUUUCCGUCAAAUCACAACAAGGUCUUACACGCUGGUUUGGCUCCAAACCCAACCUCUCGCAUCUUCGGGAGAUCGGCUGUCGUGCAUUUGUUCUCAUUCAAAAUGUGCACAACCCAAGGAUCCAUGCACGCUCCAUCGAAUGUGUGCUAAUUGGCUACUCUGCCGACUCCAAAGCAUACUGGUGUUACCAUCGUCCAUCUGGCAAAGUACUUCCGUGUAUCAUUUAUUGAGUCCCAUGAAGCCAUCUCUCACCCAUUCUGUGCUUCCGCUCAUCCCCCUUCUGAUACACAUGCCGUCCCACACCCUGUGUCAUCCUCCCCUCCUGUCACUCCGGUACCCCCCAACUUCGUCGGUCGUCACGCAUCUCACCACAGAACGACAAUGCACUGCUAACGACAUGCCAUAUGUUUCUGCAGCAGACCGUCGCCAUGCGAUGCAAGCAUCUGUGACUAAGAUUCCUGACGAGGACACAUCACUUAGCGCACCUGGCACCAUCUCUGAGGAGGAUUUGGCAUCACUAGUCGACAUUUUUGCUGCCUCUGUCCCUGAAGACUUCACACGGGAAUGCCCUGACGACCCUACCACCUAUGUCGAGGCUAUGGCUUCCCCCCAUGCAACUCAAUGGCGACUUGCACUUCAGGAGGAGUUCGACUCCCUCAAACAAACUGGCACUUACACACUCGUCCCUCCCUCAGAUGUGCCCCGAGGCCGUGCAUCAUGAAGACCUGUCUUCAAACUUAAAUGGGAC
This is a messenger RNA of Suillus discolor, 1018 nucleotides long. RefSeq lists its product as uncharacterized. The record is from RefSeq and is a predicted model, not a curated record. Bases 410 to 991 code for a protein of 193 amino acids. Lineage: Eukaryota; Fungi; Basidiomycota; Agaricomycetes; Boletales; Suillaceae. The transcript has a single exon.